AUGUUACUAGAUCUAAGUGAUGUUGGAUUCUUUUUUUUAUAUGGUUUUGGGGGGACAGGAAAAACAAUUGUGUGGAAUACCCUUUCUGCUGCUUUGCGCUCCAAAGGGCUGAUUGUUCUGAAUGUGGCAUCAAGCGGAAUCGCUUCAUUGUUGUUACCUGGCGGCAGAACUGCCCAUUCUAGAUUCUCAAUUCCGUUAGAUAUCAAUGAGCUAUCAACAUGCAAUGUUCGUCAAGGUUCUCUUAAAGGCGAAUUGCUUCAAAAGGCGAGCUUAAUUAUAUGGGACGAGGCCCCAAUGUUGAAUAAACACUGUUUCGAAGCUUUGGACAGGACACUGAAUGACAUAAUGAAAACACAAGCAACUUACGGUCAUGAUAUUCCAUUCGGUGGUAAAGUUGUUGUCUUAGGAGGCGACUUUAGGCAGAUUCUCCCUGUGAUUCCGAAAGGUAGCCGAUCUGAAAUUGUGGGAUCUGCAGUGAACUCAUCAUAUUUGUGGAAAUAUUGCAAAGUAUUGAAAUUAACCACAAAUAUGAGGUUACAGAAUGCAUCUUCUUCUGCUUCCGCUGAUGAAAUUAGGGAAUUUGCUGAUUGGAUUCUUGAGGUCGGAGAUGGAACUGCUAAGACCAUUGAUGAUGAUGAGUCGACAAUUGAGAUUCCUUCAGAUUUGUUGAUUAGUUCAUGUGAAGAUCCAUUGCUUUCAUUAGUCAAUUUUGCUUAUCCAAAUUUUGUGAGUAAGCUGGAAAAUUAUUCCUUUUUUGAAGAAAGAGCAAUUCUAGCUCCCACUCUUGACAGUGUAGACCAAGUUAAUAACUUCAUGUUAUCACUGAUUCCUGGGGAAGAAAGAGAGUACUUAAGCUAUGACACUCCAUGUAGGUCAGAUCAAGAUUCAGAGAUUAAUCCAGAAUGGUUCACAACUGAAUUCUUAAAUGACAUUCAAUGCUCAGGGAUUCCAAAUCAUAGGAUUGUAUUGAAGGUUGGAGUCUCAAUUAUGCUUCUCCGAAAUCUUGAUCACGCUGCAGGAUUGUGUAAUGGUACUCGAAUGAUGGUGACACAUCUCACUCAGUAUAUCAUUGUAGCAACUCUUUUAUCUGGAACAAAAUCUGGGCAGAAAGUUUAUAUUGCUAGACAGAGUUUAACUCCUUCUGACCCUAGCAUUCCUUUCAAAUUCCAACGAAGGCAGUUUCCUAUCACCUUAAGCUUCGCAAUGACUAUAAAUAAAAGUCAAGGUCAAUCCUUAUCCCACGUCGGUUUGUAUCUUCCAAAACCGGUUUUUACACACGGUCAGUUGUAUGUUGCUCUAUCAAGAGUAAAAUCUAGAAAAGGGUUGAAGAUAUUGAUUUUAGAUGAUGAAGGAGUUGUUUCAAACAGGACAAAUAAUGUUGUCUACCAAGAAGUUUUCGACAACAUCUGA
Lotus japonicus is the source of this 1410-nucleotide messenger RNA. RefSeq lists its product as uncharacterized. Gene Ontology annotation, biological process: DNA repair; telomere maintenance. The transcript is spliced from 2 exons. The coding region runs from base 1 to 1410 and encodes 469 amino acids. The record is from RefSeq and is a predicted model, not a curated record. Lineage: Eukaryota; Viridiplantae; Streptophyta; Magnoliopsida; Fabales; Fabaceae. Gene Ontology annotation, molecular function: DNA helicase activity.